AUGUAUUACGCCCCUCUCCAUGCCAGGAGUGGAAGCGGCGGCGGCAGCAAACUACCCACGUCUACCAUAGUUAUCAUCGUGGUCGUAUGCGUGGCGGUUCUCGCACUGGUUCUGGUGAUGUUCCUUUGGCGCAUCCUAUUCCGCGCGUGCCGGCGAGAUAAACCUACUCCACUUCCACCCGUGCAGCCGCUUGCGCAUCAUCGCGAACAACAGCUGGCAGCUUUCGCCGGCUGGAAUAACAGCAGACCGACGACUUUUUUCGAGUACGACAACCUGCAUGCUGGCAUGUCCUCUAGGCAUCUAUUGCAUACAGGUAGCGCUACCUCCUUACUCCCGGGUUCCGUCGCACUCAGCAGCAAUUCAAGCUUCACAGAAGACGCAGGCUUUGGUCUCUCUUCACCCGAGCCCACCGAUCAUUUACCUUGCCCGAAUCCUUCUUCCGGUGUUGAUGAUAAUCAGGACAGUAAUCUGGGAGGUUCAUUCAGCUCCUCUCGCUUCGUAGAAGCUAUUCCCCCUUCGCCUAGCAUCGUCUUCUCCGAGACGUCAUCCUCGAUAUCCCAUUCGACUUCGACGAGUACACAUCUUCUCGCUCCACGUUCCGGAAGUGUACCAUCACCCUCGCGCCUGGGGCGCUCUAGUUCCAGUCCCCGUUCGCUGUCUCGCCGCGUGUCAGUCGCUUCCUCCCUCGCGACGAGUCAUACGACGCACAGCCGGGUCAGCACGAUCCAUGGAGCUCCCCAUAGCAUUCAUAGUAACAUUCACAUCAUUAUGCCCGCUCCUCUCGCGCCGCGAUCUUAUCCUUACGCGAGUAGCCAUAAUAGCCAUGCUCUAAACAUGGCACAUGGAGAUCAAAGCGAAAGGCGGAGUGUUUUCGUAGACCAAUGGAUACCUAUCGGGACUCGGUCGAGCAGCGUGGGCAGCAUGACGCAGCACAGCGGAAUGACAGUGGAACCUCGAGCACGUUCGCGGACCCCGAGCAAGCUGUCUCAGUCCAUUUCUGCUGCUCCCGUGUCUCGCCGAGCACGCUCACAGCCCCAAAUCGGCGUGGCCUCUUUUCUGCCACCUGACUCCAGCGCAGGAAGUUCAUCACCCGACCGACAGAGACUCCCACCCAUCCCUCGACUACCUUCGGAAUAUGACCAGCUUAUCCAACGAGCGGUCGGUGCCCCAAGUGGCAGGUCACGACAAAUUACUCCCGGUCCCGUAGCCAUGUCGUUACCUGCAGCGUCGACCCGUCAAGGAACAUUGGCUCAUCAGCAGUCCAGCGGGACGGAGAGUAGAAGCUUCGAGACAGUGUCACCUAUACCUGCACCUACGUCAAUAUUACGUCCUGCGGGACAAGGACAAUCCAGCUCCCAACCUUCACAUAUCCACGACACCAAGUCCCGAGGUAGACCUCCACAAAGGAGCAUUUACUCUGUCAACUCUUCGACUAUCCAGGUGCACAAGGAAUUCCCUCUUCAACCACCGUCCUAG
Molecule: messenger RNA, 1476 nt
Organism: Sparassis crispa
Lineage: Eukaryota; Fungi; Basidiomycota; Agaricomycetes; Polyporales; Sparassidaceae
Exons: 2
Coding region: 1-1476 (491 amino acids)
Source: RefSeq, a predicted model, not a curated record